ACGAGGAGGAAGCAGGUCAUGUGAUACGCGCGGUCCUCACGUGACACUCGCAGGGGUUUAUGGUACUUCUGGAUCAGUGAGCGAAGAGAUAAUGACUGCUGCACUGACUCAGGGCCUGGAGCGAAUCCCCGGACAGCUGGGCUACCUGCUGAUCAGCGAGGAUGGAGUGCUGGCUUCUUCAGGAGAGCUGGAAAACGAUGAACGUACAGCAGGUGUGAUCAUGCAGAUGGUCCGCACAGCAUGCCGCUUCAGGCUUCACGGUGCAGCAGAGCCUUUUCUGAAACGCAUGUCAGUGAUGUUUGAGGACUAUGUUUAUGUUGUGACGAUCUCCGGACAGAAAGUGUUUGUAGUGAAACGUCAGAACAACCAACGGGAACCUGUGACUGCCUAGUGCUGAAAGGGAGAUGCAAGUAAAUCCCACAGAAUUAGUCCUUGGCGUGCAGUACACCAACCGGCUUCACCUGAUGCCCCCUAAGGAUUGAGGAUUAUUGAUAAAUAUUUCUUCUCGAGUCUAAUGGAAGGGGUUUGUUUUAACUGGCCUGAAAAAUAGCUUUCCUUUCUUCCUUGACAACAUGUGGCAGGAGUGGUGUGUCUGUAGAAAUUCUGAAUUGUAUGUGGAUGAUGUUUAGACUGCAUUAUAUAUAGUGAUGCAUUAUAAUGUUUUUGUUAAUCUCUUCUGCUAGUAAUAUCAAAAUGUCAAUAUUUAUCCACAAUAAUUUGUUUUAACUCAUUGAGAGACAUAAUAUAAAUUGUGUCUCUCCAAAUAUGUUAAGCUUUAACUGAGGUGCAGAUGGGCUCAGUUUUUACCUGCCAUAAUUAAAAUUUCUACUGGUAUUUAUGACUUUUAAUAAUUAUUAAAUCUGUCAGAUUCUUCAGAUUUUUCUUGUUGAAGUUUCAUUAGACAUCAGUUAGGUUGGAGCAACUCUUGUGUUUGACACCAGACUUCAGUGGUGCUGCAUCCAGCCUGCUGUCAUGUUAAACAAACUGCCCUUUACACCAAACACUAACACUGUCAGCAUGUUAUGGGUGGCCUGUGAACCAAACAGCACAGGUGAGGUAGAGUCUGUGUACCCACUGUGUCUUACUGACAUGUCAUUAAAAUCAGUGAAAGUUCUAAGAUCUUUAAUCUAAUGAAUCAAUGUAAAGGUGAUUCAUUAGAUUAACGAACUUGCAGUUAUAAGUGUUUGAGAUUUACAGAUAAUCUACCUGCAAAAAAAAAAAAAAAAACACAAAAAAUGAGCUCCAUACUGCAGGGUGAUUUUUAUUCUACAAUAAUUUCUGAACAUGUGUAACAUUAAAUAAUGGACCAGGUCCAUGUUAAAAUUUAGAUUUUUGUGCAAUUAAUUGUGUAGCACUAGUUUAGAGUUGAUUUGUUUUAUUAACAUUAUUGAAUCAGAAGUAGAAGCUGUUGGUGUUCAUAGCAUUUGAUCAAAAUAAAAUGGUGGGCUUAUGUUA
Molecule: messenger RNA, 1455 nt
Organism: Clarias gariepinus (North African catfish)
Lineage: Eukaryota; Metazoa; Chordata; Actinopteri; Siluriformes; Clariidae
Gene: lamtor4
Product: late endosomal/lysosomal adaptor, MAPK and MTOR activator 4
Exons: 4
Coding region: 92-391 (99 amino acids)
Biological process (GO): cellular response to amino acid stimulus; positive regulation of TOR signaling
Cellular component (GO): lysosome; Ragulator complex
Molecular function (GO): guanyl-nucleotide exchange factor activity
Source: RefSeq, a predicted model, not a curated record